AUGCGAUCAUCGGCCGUCCGGACCCUGCGGUGGGCGACACCCUUUCGCCCAUCAUGGAGUAGGUGCUUCACCGUGGCCCGGCAGGGCGCUGGUCCAGCUCUCCAUGCCCGGAGCUCGUCUCCGCGUGUGCCUCCGCGUCGAUACUUCUCAGUAUCCUCACCAGCUCAAUCCAUAUUCGAUGCCGAUUCCACCAUAUAUGCGCUUUCGACAGCAUCUGGACGGGCUGCCAUUGCCGUUGUGCGGGCAUCGGGACCUGCAUGUGUGCAAAUCUACAAAUCUCUCUGUCCAGAAGCACCUCUUCCCCGGCCCCGCCUCGCAGUCGUCCGCACCCUGUACGAUCCCUCCCAGAAACCCUCCCCCAACACCGUCCUCGACGCCGGCGCCUUAGUCCUAUACUUCCCCGGCCCGAAGACCGUGACUGGCGAAGAUGUUCUCGAGCUGCACCUCCACGGUGGCCCAGCCAUCGUCAAAUCCGUUCUGUCGUCCAUCUCGCGUACAAACAACCCUGACUACACAGUCCGCUACGCCGAACCCGGCGAGUUCACCCGUCGAGCCUUCAUGAACAACCGCCUAGACCUCCCGCAGAUCGAAGCCCUGGGCGAUACCUUGUCCGCUGACACGGAGCAACAGCGCCGGCUUGCUGUCCGGGGUGCCAGCGAUGCGCUAUCGAAGCGGUACGAACAAUGGCGACAUCAAUUGCUCUAUGCGCGCGGCGAACUAGAGGCGUUGAUUGACUUCUCAGAGGAUCAGCAUUUCGACGAGUCCACCGAGGACCUGGUGUCCUCGGUUGCGGCUCAGGUGCGGGCUCUGCGGGCUCAAAUCGCCCUUCACAUCCAGAAUGCGUCCAAGGGCGAGCUCCUACGUAACGGAAUCAAGGUCGCUCUCCUGGGGGCCCCGAAUGCGGGGAAGAGCUCGCUUUUGAAUCGAAUCGUUGGCAGAGAGGCCGCCAUCGUUAGCACUGAGGAAGGCACCACGCGGGACAUCGUGGAUGUCGGUGUCGACAUCGGCGGCUGGUACUGCAAGCUCGGCGACAUGGCAGGGAUACGCUCCGAGCCAAAUGAUCCUACCGGACAGAAGAAGACGGUUGUGAUUGGCGCCGUGGAACAAGAGGGCAUCAGACGGGCAAAGGCACGUGCCUUGGAAUCGGACGUGGUCAUCGUGGUCGUCUCAGUAGAAGAAGCCACCGAUGGUACAGCGACGUACCGCCUCGCCGUCGAGCAGGAGGUCGUCGACGCAGCCAACGACUGCGCUCGCGCCGGCAAGUGCGUCGUCGUAACCAUCAACAAAUGUGACCGAUUACCGGAGGGUAAAUUGCCCGCGCAGCUCAUCGAGACAGUCAGCCAACUCUUCAAGGCGGCCCCGGACCAGCGCCAGCGUAUCUUCGGCAUCUCCUGUCUAGAUGCCACCAACGGCCUGAACCUCACCAGCCCCGGUUCCAGCCAGCUCUCCGAUCCCGGCUACAUUCAGCAAUUUCUACAAGGUCUGAUGACUACAUUCGAGGAUAUCGCCUCUCCAACAGGCAUCGAUGGGGACGAGAACGGAAAAUACGAUCAUGCAUAUUGGGAAGAUUCACUCGGCGUGACGCAUCGCCAAAGCUCUAAUUUACAACGCUGUCUCGAACACCUAGAUGAUUUCCUGACGCAAACUCAACCGCAAUCCCAGACGCCUAUGCCUUCCUCAUCUCGCCAAUUCGCUCAUGAAUUCCCAGAAACGGACAUGGACAUGGACAUUGACAUCGUCACCGCCGCUGAACACCUGCGCUCUGCCGCUGAUACCAUGGCGAAGAUUACGGGCCGUGGGGAAAGCGGAGACGUGGAAGAUGUUCUGGGCGUUGUGUUUGAAAAGUAA
Messenger RNA from Aspergillus niger, 1848 nucleotides. RefSeq lists its product as uncharacterized. Bases 1 to 1848 code for a protein of 615 amino acids. Gene Ontology annotation, molecular function: protein binding; GTPase activity; GTP binding. Gene Ontology annotation, cellular component: cytoplasm; mitochondrion. The record is from RefSeq and is a predicted model, not a curated record. Lineage: Eukaryota; Fungi; Ascomycota; Eurotiomycetes; Eurotiales; Aspergillaceae. The transcript is spliced from 2 exons. Gene Ontology annotation, biological process: tRNA methylation; tRNA wobble uridine modification.